Pocillopora meandrina is the source of this 905-nucleotide messenger RNA. NCBI's taxonomy places the organism in Eukaryota, Metazoa, Cnidaria, Anthozoa, Scleractinia, Pocilloporidae. The record is from the annotation of a GenBank genome assembly.
AUGGAAGACAUGGGAGAAUUCUUGAUUCAAUCAGUGAAAGUGAUUUAUGGUGUUUACACUUCUGUUUCCCAAAAGUCAUUAAUGACAAGUUACAGGAGUGGGUGGCUGCUUGGAUCAGACACCCCUUAAGUACUGAACACAAUCUGACACCCCUGCAGUUAUGGGUUCAAGGUAACUUUGAAAAUGCUUGUUUUCAGCAGUCAGAAGGGCAUGAAAUUAAUUUUUUUUCUGAUAGCCACUUGGCUCCUAAGUUUUUCAAAGUGGUGGCCAAUUCAAAAAAAGUUGGUCGCCAUCUUUUAAGACAAACAAAACCUUUUUUUACACUGUCAGAGUUAUAGAUAGACCCUCCAAACUUAAGUUUAGAAAAAGAUAGCAUGCCACUAAGUGGACAUUAGGAUGGAUGAUAUACAACCCUCAAGCUCACCUAAAUCCAAGAUAGUGUCUUGUUAUUGAUUAAUAUGCAUGUGCUGCGUUUUGGAAGCAAACUUAAUGAGGAAGUUUGCGACAGAUUUAUCUUGGCAAAUCUUUUUAAUUCACUGUAUCUCUAUGUAAGGUUAUGAUGAAGCAUUCUAGUUGCCAAUUUGGCGACUAAAUUGUCAAUGUGAAAAAUUCAGUAGCAUUGGCACCAGUAUUUGGUACAAUUUCAUGCCCUAGUCAGUAAUGACUAUGGUAUUGAUUGGGAGGGUCCAGUUAGUGUUGACAAUGUUUAUGAAGACAGCAUUGAUGUGGCCACCACAAAUUUCCUUCUGAAUCAAGCUCAAAUGAGUGAUCUACAGAGAAUGGUGGAUGAAAGAAGUUACACAGUGCCAUUGGCUAUCCCAUGGCUAAGUGUCAGAUGUUACCUUUUGGUUAAGGACUUUGUAAAAGGUGGUGUCCAAAACAACACUAAGGUACCAUUUAGCUAA